Molecule: messenger RNA, 1680 nt
Organism: Paraphaeosphaeria sporulosa
Lineage: Eukaryota; Fungi; Ascomycota; Dothideomycetes; Pleosporales; Didymosphaeriaceae
Exons: 1
Coding region: 1-1680 (559 amino acids)
Source: RefSeq, a predicted model, not a curated record
AUGAGCACACCGAAUCGCCCACCUGGGCGAGCCAGCCUGCCACACACGCCCGUCGCCACGCCUCCGUCACGUAUCCGCACCGAUUCAUUUGCUGAGCCCAAGUCUGAACUUCUUCGGCAUGCGCUGGAAGCGAAACGGGCUGCGCAUGUGACACCUACUCCGACGCCCACCGAAUCAAGAUGUGCACAGCCUCAGACGCUCAAGAACGUCGCAUCCGAUCCGUGGCUGGACAAUGCAAAGGAUGAGGAAGAUACCACGAAGGCAACCCCUGUGCGCCGGCCCAGGCGACCAAGCGAUGGCGCUUUACCACGAAUGCACACCCAGCGCGAACUGCAGACGGAGAACGAGUCCCUCAGGAAGGUCCAGAUGGACCUGAAGCUACGGCUCCAGGCCCUGGGUGAUCAACACAACAAGCUCCAAGACGAAGCUGAUGAGUACAAGGAGCGUAUCAAGGAACUAGAGCCCUACGUAGCCCAGGUUGCGGACUUACGAGAUGUGAACAACAAGCUCUCACUUAGAAUGCAAGCGAUGGACAACGAAAUGGCUGAUCUUCGCGAAGAGAACCAGGAGAUUACGAAGAUCUCGGAGGAGACUGUGGCGGAAAUGGGAAAGAGGGAGGAGGCUUUGGAGGAAGCCGCGGGGCUCAUUCUCGGCUUGGAGACGGAGAAAGCUGCCAUGGUGGAGGAGAUUGCACAGCUGAAGGCACAAGCGGAAAAGGCACAAAUCGAUGCCAGACAAGAUAUGGAAGCUCCUCUGAAUGCAAACGAGCGAUCGGAUGACCCUACCCACGUCCACUCGAUCGAUGACUCUCGCCCUUCGACGAGCUACAACGACUCCGACUACUACAGCAUGCCUGCCUCGCCGCAUGCAAAGCCGAGCCAGGAGUCCAUGGUCUUCGUUUCCGAUCGGGCAAAGAAGUUCAUCAACAUGAAGAAAGAAACGCAACGAUCGACUAAGGAUCUUUCGAGACGGUUAUCGAAUGCCUCUUUGAGGUCGCAGAAGAAGAAGACAGAACCUAUGCCGCAAGUUCCACAGAUCCCAGAAGCGUACCGGCAGCAACCAGUUGCCCCAGAACCACAUCGCACACCCCGGCGAGUAGGGUCUCUGCGAACAACGUUGUCUCCCGCUUUGGCAUACGACCCGUAUUCUCUACUUCCUCAAUCCGGAAGCGCACCUCAGACACCUACCGGCAGUCUACGAGUACAAGUUCAGAACGGCUUGAGCUUAGACACAUCGCGGCACGCUCGGCCACACUCACAGAGGUCAAGCACCGCGAGCAGCCCUCUAGCCAGCAAGAGCAAGCAGUCACGUGGGCCGGAAGUACCAGUUGCCCCUGCACGUCACAGCAGUCGCACUGCACAUACCUCGUACUCGGUUGAACAGCUCAGGACGCAGUACAAGCCCGAGGACCAAACGGACGCAGGUACGGAAACGACAUGGGAGGUCCCAUCUUCCGUUGCGUCUGACGAUCGAACCACAGAGCUACUGGCGGAUUAUCGCAGCCCUUGGUACAAUCAGAUAAGCGCUUGGGGUACCAAUAACCGCGCAGAUGCACCGGGUGCUGGGGCUAGGAGUGGCCAACGGGGGGGUUCGUAUACGGAGGCAAACUUCCUGUUCAAUCCUGCCGAGGAUGAGGAUGCGUUCGUCGAGAAGGCGCGGUCAUUGGGCUGGCGUCGGUAG